UAAGAAGUUAGCUCCCCGUUACGUUAGUCCAUUCCCCAUCAUCUCUAUAAUUAAUCCCGUAGCUGUCAAGCUGGCUCUCCCACCCUCGGUUAAGAGACACCCAGUAGUACAUGUUUCACAAAUAAAACCGGUAGCGGAGAGCGCUCUGUCACCCCCUGUCCCUGCCCCCCCUCCCUCUAGGUUCCUGGAAAAUGGAGAUCAGGUUUGGACGGUUAAAGAAAUCCUCAGGGUCCGUCGACAGGGUAGGGGGCUUGUGUAUCUGGUAGACUAAGAAGUUAUCUCCCCGUUACGUUGGUCCAUUCCCCAUCAUCUCUAUAAUUAAUCCCGUAGCUGUCAAGCUGGCUCUCCCACCCUCGGUUAAGAGACACCCGGUAGUACAUGUUUCACAGAUAAAACCGGUAGCGGAGAGCGCUCUGUCUCCCCCUGUCCCUGCCCCCCCUCCCUCUAGGUUCCUGGAAAAUGGAGAUCAGGUUUGGACAGUUAAAGAAAUCCUCAGGGUCUGUCAACAGGGUAGGGGGCUUGUGUAUCUGGUUGACUGGGAGGGUUAUGGACCAGAGGACAGGUCUUGGGUACCGCGCCAACCCUGAUGCUACCCGGUGCUCGUCGGGUGCCUCGCCAAAGGGGGGGUACUGUAACUGCGCGGAUUCGAACCCGCUUCCCUCCUGCAUCUGAUUGUCACAGUACCUCCUCUGGCUGCUCGCUCGGACACGCCCCCGCUCGCGCCCCACGCACACGCAGCAACAAGCCUGCAGGUAAUCACUCAUCAGCACACUUGGUCUUGAUGAAGAGGGAGCAGUUUAAAGAGACAGCAAAGCCAAGAGGCCUUCGCCAGAACGUAGCCAAUCUCACCUGAUGUCUUCAGUGAUUUUGUCCUUGCCCCAUGACCUUCCGGAUUGUUGCUUGCCUUCCUCGAUCCUUGACCACUGUUUGGACCCUGACAUCAUUGCCUCUCUCCAGCCCCCGACUGCUUGCCUUCCCGCUGACUACCCCUUUGCCUCACCAUUUUUGGAUUCGACAAACGAUACAUCCAAUAUGAACCGACAGCAACCUCUGGUAAAUUCACAUUGGUUAAUUCCACACAUAGUUUGCAUUCACUCAUUAGUGGUAGCGUACACAUCCCACACAUUCAUUAAAGGUUUAAACAAACCUUCAAAACACAGUUCUGCCUUGCUGUCACGUCCUUCCCUUUGCCUAGUUCAAAGGACUCCGGCUUAUUAGUGAUCCCCAAAGCCCAAAAAAAGUCUGCGGGCUGUAGAGCUUUUUCAUUUCGGGCUCCAGUACUCUGGAAUGCCCUCCCGGUAACAGUUCGAGAUGCUACCUCAGUAGAAGCAUUUAAGUCUCACCUUAAAACUCAUUUGUAUACUCUAGCCUUUAAAUAGACUCCCUUUUUAGACCAGUUGAUCUGCCGUUUCUUUUCUUUUUCUUCUAUGUCCCACUCUCCUUUGUGGAGGGAGUCCGGUCCGAUCCGGUGGCCAUGUACUGCUCGCCUGUGUAUCGGCUGGGGACAUCUCUGCGCUGCUGAUCAGCCUCCGCUUGGGAUGGUUUCCUGCUGGCUCCGCUGUGAACGGGACUCUCGCUGCUGUGUUGGAUCCGCUUUGGACUGGACUCUCGCGACUGUGUUGGAUCCAUUAUGGAUUGAUCUUUCACAGUAUCAUGUUCUCAUAUGUUCUCAUAGUCAUCAGUAUCAUCAGUAUCACAGUAUCACGUUCUCAUAGUCAUUAUUGUCACCGAUGUCCCACUGGGUGUGAGUUUUCCUUGCCCGAGGAUGUCGUAGUGGUUUGUGCAGCCCUUUGAGACACUAGUGAUUUAGGGCUAUAUAAGUAAACAUUGAUUGAUUGAUUGAUAGUGCAUAACACCUGGUUAGUUACUAUAUGUGAGCACUUCCAUUUUCUCUGUUUCUUUUUCUUUCAGCUCACCUGUUUAAUUGGUAAUUAGGCCUAUUUAAAUUAUUUCUGGUUCACUUGUCACUGUUUGCCCUUGUGCUGCAUGACUUGCUGCUCUUAUGCACUCGGCACUAGGCUGCUGUUUGCAAUCUUUAGUUAUUUUUCCCAGUUUGAUUAAACUAUUUUAUUUUGUGCCGUUGAACAGUCAAAGGUCGGGUUUUCUGAAAAAUUUCACAAGUAUUUAUUUAAAACUGGUCACUGGCAAAAUGUUACAGCGCUGGUCUAACGCCCAAAAAGGUGUUGUCCAUGGCCUACAUGAGAAAGCAUUUGCAAAAGUGAGCCCAGGUGAAAAAUCCUGCAAUGGGUCAAUGAGUCCGAAAAUAUUUACCCUAGUGAAGCCAGUACAUGGAGAAAAAGGGGGAAUGAUGGAGAGAGAGAAACUUGUGUUGUCCCACCCAUCAAUGAGGGGAAUUUUGUGAAAAGGAUGUGUAGCUAAUUAAAAUUAUUAUCAUUAUAAUUGAAAAAAUAUUCAUAUUUGUGAUUAGUUCUUCCUUUUGAGAACUUUGACCAUUGUACCAUUCUUUUAUCAGCUAUCGUAGCUCAUCUUAAACUUGGGGUAACAUUUGGAGCCAUUUUUCUUUCAGCCUUGUGCAAAUGUUUAGAAAUACUAAAACAUGCAUCAAUGUCCCCAAAACAAAGUCAGGCAUAGGGAUGGCUUAAGAUGCAUAUGUGCUGCAUAUGUGUUUGUGUGUGUGUGUGCUUAAUCAAAUGAAGUUCAAGACCAAUCUACAUGAAUUUAAAUGUAUACUUGUUACAAAAUUCGAACGACUUGCAAGUUGUCGUCUAUCUCUGCAUCCUGGGGUCACUACAAGCUCAACCACUCACAACCGUGUCAUGUCUGUUUCUUCUACAGCAAUCAGGAAUAUUGUUAAUUUAGUAUGAGGCAUGUACUCUUGAGCAGGAAAACUACAAUUAAAACAUGUUUUAUUCUAGUAGCUUCCCUGUUGUGUGAUUAAAUUGUUUUUUUUUUCUUAGCAGCAACCUACCAGUGCUUUAAUCCACAUAAUCUUGUGAUGCUUCUCUAAUUCCGUCUGUUGAGGCUCUAUAAUUAACAGCCUUGCUCUAGAAAUCUGGGUCACGAGCUUGAAGCCAGAUUGUUGCAACACAUUUUUGACUGAAACUGGAAGUCAUGGAAGUCCAAGACCUGAUGAGGCGUGACUGGGAUGUUGAUUCUUACGAUGACACCAGCUCAAACUGUCCUGUUUCAGAGCAACUUGCCCGUGUGUGGGACAAACCAACAGUGGUUAAGUGCGAAAGUUCUCGCUCAUUUGCCAAGGAUGCAAGGAUGAGACUUGACUAUUUGAAAUUUGGAUCCCAAGUACCUCGCGGUGCCAAAGAGGGAGCAAUGCAUCACGGUGAGAGUGAAAAAACCCACACUGUGUUGGAUUUAGUGGAGCUUCUUGAUAUCAAGGAUGAGGUGGAAGAUGAAGAGAGUUGGCUAUACGAGUCUCCAGAAACGGCAACAUCAGUAGAGUCUCCUCUCAGAUGGUGUCGACAUGUCCUGGAUAACCCGACUCCUGAGACGGAGGCUGCAUGUCGUUUGCUGACAAAUAAGCUGAACCAAAGUUCAAGCCGAAGCGCCUUCUUCAGACAGCCUGCAGGGCAACCUCAGAGGGAUCAGUACACAUCUGUCAACACUGUGCGCUACACCUCUUACACUUCAGAAAACAAUGAUGUGACCUAUGAAGCCAUAAGCAGCAACUACAAACUGGAAGACAUCACCGAUGUUCACAUCAUGGCUCGUAUACAAGAAGACAGUUUACGACAGGACCAGGCUUCAGCUGGAAGUAGCUCCGAGUCACAAGUCAGACUUCGCCAGCAAGUCGCCCAGUUCAAGUUGCUCAAAAGAGCUCAGAAUGGAGCCAGGACACAGUCCACCUUGCGGACCAGCCUUCGCUCGCUCCAGGCAGUGAGAAAUAGUCGUAGUUUGGACAUGGACGACUUCCUCCCUGCUCAUCAAGCAUCAAACACCUUUCUUCCAUCAGGUGGUGUCUCAGUUGUCUCCUCUUCCAGAAUGGAGCGGCAUUGCGGCCCUUCGUCCAUGAACGCCAACGACUCGUCAUCACACUUGGAGAGAAGCUGUUCAGUUCAGAAGAUGGCCAUGAGGGAGGUGCAGAGGUCUCAGUCCCUCAGCCCCCGUCGACUCCCUCAUUCUGCUAAGAGAUAUUUGUCCUUCACUUCAUGCGUGCAUGCAUCACCUGAGAGGAUAACAAGCACAGCUUGGGGCAGCAAAGUGUCUUCCACUCCACGCUGAAUGUUUAGGAUGAGAGGAUAACACUACAGUAUAGUCUGCUUACUUCUGUGCUGCAAUGGAUCUUGGAAAAAGUCAUAUAUGUGUGUGCGAAUGUGAGUGAAUGUUGUCUAUCUGUGUUGGCGAUGAGGUGGCAACUUCUCCCACCCAGCACACCCUCCCCCACCCCGAGAGGUACAAGUGGUAGAAAAUGAAUGGAAGGAUUGCUAUGAUGUCAUGCACUUCGUGACUAUUAUCUGCUGUUAUAAUCUUAAUUUCUAGCAUUUAAACUGAACAUUAAUGCAUUUUCUGGGGCCAUUGCACAACAUUAAAUUGAGUAAUUGAGUUUAAGUUUAUUUGGAACAUGCAAGCAUACAACAUGAUACAUCACAAUUUCCAGUUUCUCUUUUCAACAUGUUCGAAAAGGAGUAGGAAGAAGCAGAGUUUAUUUAAUCCUACCCCUUUUCUUUUACAUAACAGUUGCUAAAACUUUUGUUCACUUCCUGUUCUCAAUGUAUUCACAAUGUACUCCAUAAGUAAUCACAAUAAAAAUAAAUAGAUAAAUAAUUGGUGAAGUAAGUUUUAUUCCAUACGAUGAGAUAAGUAAGAUUA
Molecule: messenger RNA, 4785 nt
Organism: Nerophis ophidion (straightnose pipefish)
Lineage: Eukaryota; Metazoa; Chordata; Actinopteri; Syngnathiformes; Syngnathidae
Product: SLAIN motif-containing protein-like
Exons: 8
Coding region: 3073-4197 (374 amino acids)
Biological process (GO): cytoplasmic microtubule organization; positive regulation of microtubule polymerization; microtubule nucleation
Cellular component (GO): microtubule plus-end
Source: RefSeq, a predicted model, not a curated record